This is a messenger RNA of Penaeus monodon (black tiger shrimp), 1106 nucleotides long. RefSeq lists its product as uncharacterized. NCBI's taxonomy places the organism in Eukaryota, Metazoa, Arthropoda, Malacostraca, Decapoda, Penaeidae. The record is from RefSeq and is a predicted model, not a curated record. The transcript has 3 exons. The coding region runs from base 92 to 802 and encodes 236 amino acids.
AGCUAUCGGAACGGGCAGAUCAAGCCACGGACUUGGUGCCUUAUUUUGGCGAGUGAUCUUGGAUAGUGUUUGCCUCCCCGGACGAGAAGCCAUGGGCGGCGGGCGGCUGAAAGCGGCACUGUUUCUGGUUUCAUGUGCUGCUACCUCUCUGACCUGGGCCCAAUAUGAACAAGGCAUCCCGCUUUGCAAGGACGUACGGCAACAGGGAAACAGCACAGACGAGUGGGUGCCUAUAGGAAGCAGUGGUAAUAUAAGGCAAGACUGCCAAUUGCAGAAUCAGUUCGACCAAUGCAGAGGAGACAUGACUUUAUUCGAAAACGAGUUGAACAAUUUAAAACGUUGCCAAAAUUAUUCUGCGAAGAGAGAAGCCUGUGUGAUAGUGAAGAGAAGCAAUCAUGAUAACGUCGUACACAUGUUGGUGUUGCUCCUUGAUGUUAUUUGCAGUGAUGGAGACCAACAUCCAGUAGACAGCUGUUUAAUGUGCUUCUUCUCUGUGCCGGAGGAUAUGGCCAUGCAGGCAAGCAGUGCAGUGUCAGUCGCCAAAACUUUUAUGCCUGAAACAGUCACGUCGCAAACGCUGGAACCACGUCAGCAGUCAGUUCAGUGGCAGAAGAAUGAUUGGGGAAAAUACAUAUUCGGAAUAUUUACUGUGUUAUCCGUGGUUAUGAAUGUAAUCCUUGCUAUGAAGUUAUGCAAGAGGAGUGAUUGCAAAAAGUUGCCGUGCAUAGAAAAUCCUGAAUCUGGAGGCUAUCGACGCUGUAGUACGGUCGACUCCCAUACGAAUAUGACAGAACUAACGUGACACGAGAAAGACCGCGGAACAACGGGUGUGAUUUUUGUACAGAACUGGAGGAAGAAAAAUCUCAUUAUUUUAAUUUAUCCUGAUUUGUUUUGUUAAAUCGACUAAGAAUGCCCAUCUUCGUGCGCGCGCGUGUGUGAGUAUAUGUGAAAAUAUAUAAUUUCAAAUGUAAAGAGAAGAAAUCUCAUGUUGAUUCAGUAUUUGUUAAAUAUAUAUAUCGCAUUAUACAAAUGUAAUAUUUUUUUCAGUUUGAGUUUUUAGAGUAGUUAAUCAUGAAAUAAACUGACUUAUUUGACAUUUAGAAUUA